AUGGGUCUUAUUUCACUCAAAUACCGACGACCAAAGCAUGUCAAUAAGGAAGAAUUUCUACGCAGCUAUACUUCCAUCUCAGAAAACGAGACGGGAAAUCCUUCACUUAAAUCAGGGCACUCAGGUCCUCCAUCGGGUGUACCUGACGCUCUUACGUUUGACAGGAUCAUCAACGGUGGAACUUGUCCACCAUGUACCAUCCGCGACUUCAUGAACUACCUGAUCUACAUUGAGCACGCAGCCGAGAAUCUGCAGUUCUUCCUGUGGUAUCGUGACUAUGUCAAGCGUUUCAACGAGAUUAACAUCUCCGAAGCUCAGCUCUCUCCAGAGUGGACACAGACGAUGGAAGAUGAGGCCACUGCCAAGAUCCAGAAAAACGCCGUGGAUAAGAUGAGAAAGGAGCCGAAAGUUGCUGUCAUCUUCAAAGGAACCGACUUCGAAAAAGGGGCCUCGGAUACUGUCGUCGAAAUCAAAGACCCCUUUUCAACACCACCUCCAACCCCAAGCCUCAACGACACCACAUCAAUCUUCUCAGGCUCCCAACUAUCUAGCCAUCAAGUUCAAGCUCAAGACGCAUUCAACGCCGCCGGUGCCACACAACCAUUCACCAUCCAACCCUUCCGCGCAGAACUAGACCGCGUGAUCAGCACGUACCUCGCGGACUCAGCGCCGCGGCAACUGAACCUGUCCUCGCGGGAGCAAAAAGCGGCCAUACAAGCGCUGUCGCGCACGACGCACCCGUCGGCGCUGCGAUCCGUCGCGCGCGGCGUCGAGGCCACGCUGCGCCGCCAGGCCCACCCCAACUUCGUGCGCUGGAGCAUCUGCAACGGCAACCCGGCGCGCGUGACCUUCGCGCGGGGUCUCGGCGUCGGGGUUAUCGCCUGCGCUACGCUGGGCGCUCUGCUGCUUACGCUUAGCGGGGCGGCGCGCGGCUGGAGGGCGCUUUUCGCGGUGGGUUGGGUGUUGGGGAUUGCGACGUUGGUUGCGGCUGCGAAGGGCAUGUGUGUUGUCCUGCAUGGACUGCAUCAUCGGCAUGUGAGGCCUUGGGAGUUAUUCGAGGAUCCGUGUUCCUCUUCCUCUUCUUCCCCAACCUCCUUCGACGAGUCGGAGCUCGAGGAGCAGGGCAAAAGGGGCAAGGGGAAGAACAGCUUCGACUCGUUCGGCUCGAGUAACAGCUACGAGGACGAGCCGUGGGUGGUCAGGUACGAGCGCCGCGGUGUCGUGCGCAGGGUGUUCGACCGCGAGGUCUGGAUCCGCGAGCCGGCGCUACGGCAGGUACAGGAUGUUAUCUUCGCGCAGUCGCUGCUGGCUGCGGUUUUGGGGGCUGCUGUGCUUACGGCUGUGUUUGUUAGUGUGCCGGCUGGGGGGUUCUUUUGA
Molecule: messenger RNA, 1377 nt
Organism: Annulohypoxylon truncatum
Lineage: Eukaryota; Fungi; Ascomycota; Sordariomycetes; Xylariales; Hypoxylaceae
Exons: 3
Coding region: 1-1377 (458 amino acids)
Source: RefSeq, a predicted model, not a curated record